GUUCAAAUCCGAGGCUGAAUCUUUUUGAUCUUUUUCGAAGCCUUCCUUGUUCUCACCUUCAAUGUUUCCACAUCCCACAUCCUUUCACCUCAUCCUCUCAAGACCUUUUACAUUUUGGCAUCCAUUUUCUCACAGUUGAUUACCUCGAAUUGAUUUGGUUUUCAAUUAAUGAAGAUGGCUCCUAUCGAGGAAGAUUCGCUUCUCCUUCUUCGCCAGUCCAUCGCGUCGGGUGGCUCGAUUUUACCCACCGCGUCUGAUGACCCGUCCGCUCCAGAAGUUCCAUUGUCACAGGCAACACACCUUACCUUCUCAUCUCCUACCCGCAUCUCCAUCCCUAUUGAGACCCAGACUCGAUUCACCUCCAAUGACACGCCUGUCGAUCUCCGAAGUAUUUACCUUGCCUGGAUCAACCGAGAGGUCGCAAUUCCCGAGUACAAUGACGCCGCAUCGCGACUCAACGAGGAGCUUGGAGACAAGGGCCAGGUCCGCAAGUUCGCCUUUGUCGAGCGACUAGAUCUUAUAACCUGGCUGGAGGGCAUUAGCGACGAGAGCGAGUACAUCAAAGCAUUAACCAGCGACAAAGAUGGUUCCGCCUCUGCUGCCGCCGCAGCUACUGCCUCUAAAGGCACAGCAGCUCCUGCGACUGGCGCAAAGCCAGGACGGUCGGGCAAGGGCACUUUGGAUCCCCGACUAGCCGUUAUUUACAACAGCGAACGUAAGAUGGGCGACAGGAACAGCGUGUUGAGGGGUAUCAAGCCUACGGACUUUUCUCAUGUUCGCAAAUUCUCGGCGCUCUUCAUGUCUAAGAAACCACAACAAAUCACAGCGUCAAAGGCUCCUAGCACUACGUUACCAACACAUCUUGGAAAACCACCACGCCGACCCGAUCCUAUCAUCCUUCUCUCACCCUCUGCCUCUUCUCUCCUCCGCAUGUCCAACAUCAAGGCUUUCCUUGAAGACGGCAUAUACGUUCACCCGGACUCGCUGAGCGCUAGCUCCACCAACACUGGUAACAUGCUACAAGUAAACCGACUGAUGAAGGAUAUCGACCCGAACCGGCCCAUGAGAUUUGUCUUGGUUGAAGGACCUGAACAGUUCAAGCCUGAGUACUGGAGCCGCGUAGUGGCCGUCUUCACGACGGGUCAGAGCUGGCAAUUCAAGAAUUAUCGCUGGAGCAACCCUACGGAGUUGUUCCGCCAUGUCCCUGGCCUCUACGUCGGCUGGAAGAAUGAUAAACUACCUGAUUCCGUCCGUAGCUGGGGCCACCGUGUCAAUACUUUCACUAUUGAUCCCGUCAAGCAAUCAGUCUAUAACAACGCUGACACGGGGCGAUGGCGAGACAGAGAGAUUGUGGAGCAUGUUUGGAAGGCAAUCGAGAAUAAUAUGAGGAGCAAGGGCUGGACUAGAGAUCAUGCACCUUCGUCCAUAUGAACAUGAUCUCACAAAGCAUUUCGGGCUUUCCCGUUGGAAAGGUGCUUUGGGCUCUUGAGAAUUCAAGAUGGCGAUGUGUUUAGGUCAGAAAUGAGAUUGGGCGCGGCCCUAUUAGCCACGAUACAUGCUUGAUGUUUGAGAGCAUCCAAAAGCAUAGAAACAUCGUGUGUACUAAUUUGUACUACUAUCGACAUCCAGGGGCACUAUUAUUCUUGUAUGCCAAAAUGGCUACAAAGGUCCCAUGAUACACGAAGGCGUUGAGGGUUUAAGGCUGUGCAGAAAUUUAUAUAAAGGGAUACCCUGCUAAGAUAUAGCAGCCGUCGUAGCAUACCAUCAGCAGACUGUUAAUCAAGAUGAUACCAAGGAUGUACGCGUCCCCACGGCUGCAUAUGUUUUCGUUCGUUGAUAAUGUGU
Molecule: messenger RNA, 1845 nt
Organism: Hypoxylon fragiforme
Lineage: Eukaryota; Fungi; Ascomycota; Sordariomycetes; Xylariales; Hypoxylaceae
Product: CDC73-domain-containing protein
Exons: 2
Coding region: 169-1431 (420 amino acids)
Biological process (GO): transcription elongation by RNA polymerase II; positive regulation of transcription elongation by RNA polymerase II
Cellular component (GO): Cdc73/Paf1 complex
Molecular function (GO): RNA polymerase II complex binding
Source: RefSeq, a predicted model, not a curated record